Molecule: messenger RNA, 267 nt
Organism: Pseudocercospora fijiensis CIRAD86
Lineage: Eukaryota; Fungi; Ascomycota; Dothideomycetes; Mycosphaerellales; Mycosphaerellaceae
Exons: 2
Source: RefSeq, a predicted model, not a curated record
AACGACUGCGGAGACUCCAGUUUCGUCAAGGUCACAAUGUCCAACAGGCCGCUUGUUGCAGACUGCCAGCAGCUUGUUGCCAAUCUUGCUGGCAACCAAGAGUGGAGGGUCACGACUAGUGGUGUUCAGGUGGCUGUGUAUCAGACUUGCGCUUUCAAUGCCGUGUCCUUUGGUGGCGACUCCAUCAUCGGGAAUGCGGAUGUCAUCGAUCUGAUCAACGAUUCCAUCAGCAAGUUUGAGGAUAAUGGAUACGUCGGUGCGCAGGGC